This is a messenger RNA of Seminavis robusta, 1959 nucleotides long. NCBI's taxonomy places the organism in Eukaryota, Bacillariophyta, Bacillariophyceae, Naviculales, Naviculaceae. The record is from the annotation of a GenBank genome assembly.
CUUUUUGCCAACAAACGAAACAAACUCGACGACGACGCAGCGCUGCAUGGGUUGUGAUGCCCAGUGACAGUGCCAUUCAUGCCGUAGAAAGAGACCACCACGGCAGAUACAUAAUCGUUUUAUAAUUUCCUUUUGCCAUGCAGCAACGACCACGUCCCCGAAGACCCCGACCCAGCAACACUAGCAAUAGCUCGGACGACGAGCCAGCAUCCCGCAAGAAUCCUCCCAGCAUUGACCACACAGCUUUACCCGAUCCCGCAGAGUACGCCAGUCUCCGCUGUCGACCGCGUCACAAUCCUCGUCGACGAGGAUUUUCCACCUGCAUUGAUCUUCUGCUCAAGUGUGCCGCUUUUGGCGUGGUCAUUCUGUGGGGUAUGCUGGUCUGGGAGAUUUUUAUACCCGAGCAGAAACAGAGGGUUUAUGUUUGUACUCUUGGCGUGACACUCAUCCCCGUGUUUCUGGCAUUCAUCACGGCGGUAAAACCCAAUAAACCCAUUCAUCAACGUCUCACGCCAGUGGUAGUGGUGGGAACUAUUGUCGCUGGGAGGUUUCCGGCAUGGUUCAAUGCCUCUGUGGCUGCUGUAUUACUGUUUCUAUAUGCUUGGGUCACUCGGCCAGAAUCGGCAAGUGUGGUGGAUACUCAUCAUAAAAAAGAAGACGACGUCAAAAGCGAUGAUGACAAAAAAGACGCCGAGGAUACUACGGACGAGGAAACGAAAAAAUUACUAUCGACAACAACCGCAACGAGCAAACCCAAACAACAACAAAGUGCCCUGGGGACCAUGAGUCGGCAGGAUCAAUUGAACUACACCAAAGCAGCCAUGUGUGGAUUCCUCAUGGGAGCGGUAUUUUUCACGGAAAACUUUUUCAUUUGGGUCGUUAGUGCUACCUAUGAAGCAAGUUGGAAUCCACAGACGGCCCCCGAUCCAUUGCAAGACAAUGGCCAACGGGUCAUGAAAGCCUUGUUUGAUUCCCUGGAUUUGACCAAACGGGAAGUUGUAUCCAUGAGACGCGUCUGGAAUACCCAAUUCGCUCUCGUGGUCGCAGUCGGAGUGAUUCUCGGUACCAUGGAUUAUCAUCCCACACGACAACUCUGGAGUUUGUCCAGUCGAACGUUGCUGACUCUUUCCUGUGCUCGGAUGCUGCGAGUCGUGGCAUUUCUCUUGACAGUCCUGCCGAGUCAAAACAAACGCUGCUACAUGCAGCAUUUCCCCUAUCCACCACCCACCGAUUGGGGUGAAUGGAUCUUUGAAGGAUUCAAACCUGCAAGUCAUGGUGGAUGCAAUGAUCUCAUUGUGAGUGGGCAUGCCACAGUGACGUCGACGAUGGCGGCGGUGUCCAUUAGCAUGGCGGAAGAUUCUCUCUUUAGUUUUGCCGUUUGCUGGCUGUUGGCCAUGGAUUACGCCGUGGAAAUAUACGAAGGAUUCCAUUACAGUGUCGACAUGUGGAUGGGAGCCAUUCUGUGUGGUCUCCUGUGGAGAGUUUGGAAACCCGUGGAAGACAACAAUAUGGAACGAAACAAGGUAACACUGCAAGAUAUUGUCAAACGGCUGCAGAAUGAUCGAUUGACGUUCCGAGACAUUGUGGAAUAUGGAGGACCCGCCACGAUAUCCUUUCUACAAGUGACGAUUAUACCAGAGGUCAUGGCCAACUUUGUCAUGGCUGGAUUCUUGGCGGCUUGUGUGGCGCAGAUUGUGGUCCAAGGCUUUCAGCAGUACACAAAGUACUUGUUCUUCUGUGUCAUCUACAUGUCCGUGGGAAUAUACCUGUAGUAGAAUGUUGCUCGGAAGGAGUUGGCAUGGAAUGAUUGGUAAAAUCUUGAGUUGAAUUCAGGUUUUAACGCAAAUGAAUGGAGUGUCGGUAGAGCGAAUGUAGGAAGCAACGAAUAGGAAUUGGAAUAGUAGAGACCAUAACAAACGAGUGUGCAAACAGGUCAAUUUUGUAGCGCCCAUCCCAGUG